Molecule: messenger RNA, 1352 nt
Organism: Vigna unguiculata (cowpea)
Lineage: Eukaryota; Viridiplantae; Streptophyta; Magnoliopsida; Fabales; Fabaceae
Product: cyclin-dependent kinase inhibitor 6-like
Biological process (GO): negative regulation of cyclin-dependent protein serine/threonine kinase activity
Cellular component (GO): nucleus
Molecular function (GO): cyclin-dependent protein serine/threonine kinase inhibitor activity
Source: RefSeq, a predicted model, not a curated record
UACGCUCAGUAAAUAUUCCUCUGUGAUCACCCUCUUUUUAAGCUCCCUCCACCUCCCUCUAUAGGACUAGCCCAUCUGAAAAUAGAAACAACCUCACACAUAGAGAGAAGAUCAAUAGAAGAAGAACAACAACAACAAAAUGAGUGAGUGUAAACGAUGCGCUCUCACAAUUGUGCCUAUGGAGGAAGCUUCUUCAAGUGAACCCACCAUUUCCAAGAAACGCAAAACCGCGGCUACUGCUAAUUCUGCUUCCUUCCAGUUACGUUCUUCCCACGCGCACCACCGGUUUCCCGACACUACCGUGUCGCCGGAAGCUUCCGUCAACUCGGCCGGCACCGUGGUUUCUGGUGAACCUUGCUCUGAUCGCUCGUGCUGUAGCUCCAGCCACGUUAAGGAGCUCCACACUGCGCCGUUAGAUCUGCAGACCAAGGGUUUCGAAACGGUACAUUCAACCAACCGCAAUUUCAAAUCGUCCAGCUUGUUGAGUGAGUUUUCUGGAGACUCGGAAGAAUCGACGAUGUUUCCGGCGAAGUCUUCGGCGGAGGUGACCGAGAAACGAAAAGUCAAGGAGCCACCGAAGGCGGAGAUCGAAGAGUUUUUCGCAAUGGCUGAAAAGUACGAGCAGAAGCGAUUCGUAGAGAAGUACAACUUUGAUAUUGUUAGAGAUAUGCCGUUGGAGGGUCGCUACCAGUGGGUCAUUUGGAAUAUCCUCUCCAUCCCGAGCUAUGAUGAUUCCCCUAUUUUUUGUGGGGACCAUGUGUGGCUGGUUCCUAAGAAAUGACUGCACAGACUAAUUAAAGUCUUCUACAUCUCAUACGCGGAUUGAUGAUUGAAUUUCAAGGUAUAUGCUUUGCAUUACCAACAUACACAAAAUUAACAACCACUUACAAUGACCACCGAACCUCCAACCUACCCUUUUAAUAAACAAAAGGGAGUAAUGACUCUACAAAUCCAUACACCUACCCUACAUGUCUAAAUUUAUGGAUUUGCUCGGUUAAUAAUGGAAACCAUGUUCUCCUUCGCAUAUUUUUUGUUAGAAUCAUUUUUUUUAAAUGAAUAGAUAUGCAUGUAAGAGAAUCUGGUCCAUUAUGUAAGUGGUAUUGUCUUUUUGGUGUUGAUCUUCAAUUAUUGAAGUUGCUAAAUGUGUAUGUUGAUGAUUUAAAAGAGAUAAAAAGCAGUGAGGAGGUAUUACAUGGGUUUAAUUGAAAGUGAAGGGCUAACGGUUUACAUGAGAAUCGGUUUGAGGAAAUAGAUAGGCAAAAAGUAAAGUAGCUUUUAAUCUUAAUUUUGUAUGUUUCCUUAUCUCUUUUACUUGUUGCUUAACGGUUGUUGAGUAAAGGGUAUAUGGACGU